AUGAAAUCCGUCGUUAUCGCCCUUUGCACUUUGGUUGCGGCCACUGCCGCUCAGGGUUCUGCCAACCUCGCCGCCUGUGGUCAAACCUGCGCUGCCAACAUGUUGAGCGCCAACAAGGCUGAUGAGCUCGGCUGCAAACAGAAUGACUUGAGAUGUCUCUGUGCCAACAAGAACUUCCUUUACGGCCUCCGAGAUUGCUCCGCAGCUAUCUGCUCGACUGAGGAUGCCAAAAAGGUUGUUGAGUACGGUAUCAGCAUAUGCGCUGGAGCUGGUGUUGCGAUCCAGACAAGUUCUGCAGGUGGAAGUGGCAGCACUACUCGCACUGGAAGUGCCUCUGGUAGUGCUACCGAUGUGUCCACACUCCCCACUGCCACUGCUACUGGUGCUAUCACUGAAACCCUCCUCACUACCGUGACCUCAGACGGCACGACCAUUACGACCGGUAUUGCUACCGCCACCGGCAACGCGAGCAAUGGAGUCGUCUCGACCUUCACCUCUGCCGUUACAGAGUCCGAUGGCAGUGUUCACACGACAACGGGACAGACUACUCUUACUGGGGCUAUUUCUGUUACCCUGACCGGCUCUGAACCUCUCGCCACGAGCACUGACAGCGGCGUCUUGACGACUGUGACUUCCGGCAGCUCUGCCAUUGUCAAGACUCUCACCACGAAGUCGACCACCGCCACAGUCACUGAAUCAGCAACGCAAACUGAGACUACUGGCGCCGAAACCACUGCGACCGAGACUACGACGGAGACUGCCAGUUCAAGCGCUUCCGCCGCAUCCAGUACUGGCGCUGGUGUUCCGCAGAAGACUGCUGGUCCCGUCGGCAUCAUUGCCGCCGCCGGGACAGGGCUGAUACACAUGCUCGCAUCGUCCGUCUGGCUUGAGGGCCCCAAGAUUGCCGUGUACCGGGCAUAA
Trichoderma citrinoviride is the source of this 921-nucleotide messenger RNA. RefSeq lists its product as hypothetical. The record is from RefSeq and is a predicted model, not a curated record. The transcript is spliced from 6 exons. Bases 1 to 921 code for a protein of 306 amino acids. Lineage: Eukaryota; Fungi; Ascomycota; Sordariomycetes; Hypocreales; Hypocreaceae.